CAGACCAGGCAGAGAUAAGAGCAGAGAGCAGCGAUAAAGUUUGUUCAGAUCUCGAGACUUUGAGAAGAAGCUGCAGCAGUAAGCAGCAAAAUGUGUAAAGAAAGUAGCUUAAAGAUGCACUGACUGCCUUUAAAGCUGCACUGUCUGAAUCCUUUAACACUGCUUCAUGUUUUAACAUAUCAGUAAAAAAAACAGGAAAAUUAAAAUUCACCACAGAUUGAAGAGAAAUUGAACAUUAACUUACAAUGUAAGAUCUAAAAAAUAUCUAACUUUAUAUGAGUAAAUGUAUACAGUGUCAGUUUGUGUUCUUCUCCCUGGAGUCUAAACCUGCUGUUCACUCACUUAAUAUGCAUUCUGUUAAAUUAUGCACGAGCAGAGCCUUUGUUGCUCCCAUCAACACCUACUCUACAUCACUGCUGCUUCUCCAUCCUUCCCACCAAACUUUAACUCCAUCCAGCCUGGGAAAAGCAUUCAUCUGUUUUCUUGUUUUAUUUGGAGUCCUGGUUCCAUGUGAAUCCCCCCUCUCUCUCCCUCAGCCUCCUCUUCGUCUCUAAAUUCUGGCUCAUCAGCUGUUCUGGGGCUCUGGAGGCGGCCUCCUCUCUUUGUCUCGGCCUAUAGGCUAGCUGGCUAAAGCUAGUCGGCCCCUGCAUCACUUUCUGGGCAACUUUAGACUAGUCCACUCCUGCUUAGUGGCUGCAAAUUUCCGACUAACCCGCGGGGCUGAAGGGGGGACGCAGGGAAGGAAGAGCCCGACUGCUGGUGCCGCGAUGGGGAUGGACGGCAGCCAGAGCUGUGCGUGAGUGAGUGCACGGAUGGAAACAAUAAAUAAGUUUAUAGUAGCAGGAGUAGUGGUGCUGGUGGUGUAGGCUGGUACGGGGAGGUCGGGGGAUCCUUUGCUUUUGAUUUAUGUGUUUGGGGGAAGCUGUCAGGAGCAGAAACAGAAGCAGAGCGGCCCAGAGAUUUUAUUCCAGCGCUUUAAUAAUAACAGCCAGUAUGCAACAACGCGGACAGCGCUUUCAUCCUGCGGUCGUGGACGCUUUUAUACAGUCACUCCAGCCGCCUUUACGCAGCGUUCAGCGCGGCAUGCAGCUCUGGAUGGAUGCGUUUCUGGCCGGAGAGCUUCCUCCUGCUCCGGGGGCUCAGGCCGGCAGUAACCCUGGAUGUUGUCCGGGAUGAGUGCCUUCUCUCUGAAAGAUGCUCCGCAUAUUAUGGGCUGCGAGGAUUAAACAGCUGUUCGACUUAUGGGGUCCUUUUAUGACUUUUAUGGAAGUUAUUCUUUCUGUGAUUAUAGUGGAUGUGUUCAGCUACGAUGAGUAAAACGAGUUUAUUGCGCUUCAACUUUAUAAUAUUCUAUUUAAAAGAACCAGAUCCAGGAUUUAGACGCAGCCAGGCUUGUUGUUCAUUCUGAUUAUUUGCCAUUUUAAAUGCUGGUUUAAUUUUCUUGUGUGUAUCUAGUGGAUUAAUUUGCCAAUUUAUGAUGCUAACGGCCAAAGCAGCUAUUAGGAUAUUUCUGCAUGCAAAUAAGCGACGAUUUAUUAUUUUUGAGCAUUUUCUUUUCUUUCCAAUUUUGGAAUAAUUCCUGCUAUAUUUGGAAGUCCAGAAUGUUACUUUUAAAUUAUUUUUGGGAUAUUUUUCCAACAUUUUCUGUCUCUCCUGUUCUGGUUUGGAAAGUGGAGACAUGUUUCCUUUUUAAAUACUAACAUUUAUCAGAGAUUACUACUGCUGUUGUUGUUUUAAACAGACGGAAACAUGGUAAAUAUAAUAGGAUGUGUAAUAUGAUAAGCAGAAUCAAUAACACCUCGGAUCCUUUCCCACCCAGCCUUCAUCCUUCCCGCUGCUCUUUUUGCUUUUAUUCCGGGAAUAAUUUCAGGUCAGCAGUACCUGUCAGCGGCCCCAGCCGUUCGAUUCCACUACAAGAGUUCUUAGGAGCUUUCUGGAAGCCGUUUGCGUCCAUUAAAACACCAAGAAAAAAGAGAAAGUCUUUCGGUCAGACUGCAGGGGAACGUUGGAGAGACACCGUCACGUGACCCCCGGUACCAAAUGGUCUUCCGGCCGUGGCUCUCAACAAGGACCGGAGCACAAGCAGCCACUUCUCUCAGAAAUGCAGAAGACAACCUACUACGACAACUCCUCGACGCUCUUCGGUGGCUACUCGUCCUACCAGGUGCAGGGGGCGGCAGCGGCGGCCGCCAACGGCUUUGGGGGCUACGAUGCCCCGGUCCCAGUGUCCCACCACCAGCCGGCCUUCCAGUCGGCCACCCAUCUGGACGUGGAUUCGUACCAGCGCUCCGCCUGCUCCUUACAGUCUCUGGGCAGUAGCGGAGGCCACCAGCAGCAGCAGCUAGCCAAGACCAAGGAGCUGAACGGCAGCUGCAUGCGGCCCAGCCUGCCCCCUGAGCACCACCCCGGCUCCCAGGUGUCCCCUCCACUGCCCCCCAACCCCACUAACGGUAAUACCGGGGCUCAGCAGCCGGGUGGCAGUGCUGGGGCCUCCUCAGUCUCCAAAUCAGGCCCCAAUAAGUCCUCCAAUUCUUCCUCCUCCACAUCGUCCUCGACAUCAUCCUCCUCCUCACUGCCGCCCAACCCAGCCCUGGCCAAGCAGAUCUUCCCCUGGAUGAAGGAGUGUCGGCAGGCGACAAAGCAGAAAAACUGUUCACCCAGCAACAACUCUGGCAACGCAUCAGGAGGAGCUGAGAGUGGUAGUAGCGGGGAGAAGAGUCCUACCGGAGGCUCGUCGGCGUCUUCUAAACGGGCCCGUACGGCGUACACCAGCGCCCAGCUGGUGGAGCUGGAGAAGGAGUUCCACUUCAACCGGUACCUGUGCCGACCGCGGCGCGUGGAGAUGGCCAACCUGCUCAAUCUGUCCGAACGCCAGAUCAAGAUCUGGUUCCAGAACCGACGCAUGAAGUACAAGAAGGACCAGAAGUCCAAGGGCCUGAGCUCCAGCUCUGGAGGGCCCUCACCGACGGGCUCCCCUCCUCUGCCCAUGCAGUCUUCCGCCAGCUUCCUCAACUCCAUGCACCCCAUGGGGGGAGGUGGAGGAGGGGCCCCCGGCUACGACGCCCCGUCUCCGCCAUCCUUUGGCAAGCCCCACCAAGGAGUGUCUUACUCCAUGUCCACUGCCUAUUCCAACGUCCCCAUGAAGGGCUGCCCCCCCCAGCAGAAGUAUGGCGCCCCAGACCCAGACUAUGGUGACCCCCAUCCCCACCACAGCCUAGUGCAGGCCAACAGCGCUGGCUAUGGGACUCCCACCAACAUGCAGGCCAGUCCAGUGUACGUGGGGGGCGGCAGCUAUGUGGAACCCAUGCCUGGCUCGGGGCCCUCCAUGUACGGGCUAAACCACCUCGGCCCCACGCCUCCUCACCACCAAACCAUGGACUACAAUGGCGCAGGGCCCAUGUCGGCCGCCAACCAGCACCAUGUGGGUGGAGGGGGCCCCCCGGGCCCCUGUGACCCACCCACACACCCAACGUACACCGAGCUGUCGGCGCACCACACCUCGACUCAGGGCAGAAUCCAGGAAGCACCCAAGCUCACUCACCUGUAGCAGGUUUGGAACAAAUGACAACGUAGGAAAUAGUGAAGACGACACACAACAAGUAACACGACCUGACUCACUAACAGACUAACUAACACGUGGGGACUCCACUGCUGCAACGGGACGGCAGGACAGACAAAACCAGAGCGACAGGAACCAUCCGGUGGUUUGUCCGGUGCUCUACAGCCACAAAGGAACAGUCAGUGUUCAGUGCUGCUCCACCCUGUUCUCACUGCCUUCAUAAAGAGCGGCAUCAGAUCUGAUUAGAACCAGUGCUUUCCCUGCCACCUUAGAAGAGCAGCUAAUUUCAUUUUAAAAAGGCAGGUUGCAACUAGUAUCAAGUAGCACAGAUGGGCCAGAACCAGUCAUGUUGCCCAAUAAGCUGAUAAAAGGAAAAUCUCUGCAGUGUCAAAGUGCUGAAAUCAAUAGAAGUUGCCAACAUUUCUAAAGGUAUUAAAGAUAGUCUUCAGCAAAGGAACUUAAUCUGUAAGCCACUUACUAGUGUAGCCUUUUAUCAGAGUUUUUAACUUGGCUCACACAUUCAAUACUUCCUACGUUUUAGAGUACAAUAGCAGAUAUGUAGCUUUAAUUUUACAACUCCUGAGUCAUUCUACAGAGGUCUACAACUUGUCCAAGAACCCGUUAACAUCACUUCUUUACACUCUCUCAGCAUAUUCACUGGUCCCUGGGCAGUGAGGCACACUGUCAGCGUGGGAGGUGAGGUGUACAGUCAACUGUCCCCCAGGAGACACCCUCCCCACCCAUCCCCAAAAAUGUCAGGAGGCUCGUCUGGUGCAGAGACAUACUGGCAGCACCAUUGUUUAGUCACUUUUCAUUAGACUAAUAAUAUACGGCACAGUUAAUCAGAAAACGGAGCUGCAGACUGCUGGAUUUGGGCACAGCAGAUGUUAGGACAGUCAUCUGCUUUUGAUUAAAAAUAUUUGUUAUAAACAACAAAGAGAAGUUUAAAAUGAAAGAAAAAUGGCUGCAGAAUUCAUACUUAGUUACUAAAAAGGAUUUCUGGGCUUUUCCAAGCAGCUCUGUGUGGGUGGAGCAAACUGCAGCAGGAGUUCAGAUAGCAUGUAGUAAAAAAGCCUAUAAUGACUCUGUUAGAGCUAGUAUGUGGUUUAAAAUUAUACUUUGAUAAUAAAAUGUCCCCCUUAAGACACACAUAUACAAACAGCCAUCCCGCCUGGUAAAUGAAAUAGUUGAGAUUUUAAUGGGCAGUUAACGAGGUGGUUAGAUUUAUGACGCUGAGCUCUCUCCCCCUCCAGGCAACACAUGUUGUUGUCAGCCGAGCUGAGCUAUGUGGAGGGCUCUGCCUCUCCAUCAGCCGGGCAGAGGGAGCGAGAACAGGAAUAUAUGACUGGAGCCGGCAGCACUCAUCUUCCUCUGUUCCCCCCGUUUCACAGAGCACAUAAAAACCACCGGAUGGUCUCCCCCUUGCUGUCUCUUUUUGCCUCCUGCUGCACCCAUCUCUGUCCGUCCAGACCCAGUCACUACUAACCCACUGUCUGCUGUCUGUGGCAGCAGCACAGGGCUUCUGAAGGAGGCAAAAUCUCCCACAAUCCCCCACAGAUUGUGCCCCCCCACACACAUCCAUCAGCACACCCCUCCCAUCACUGGAACAGGGUUUAAGAAGCUACGAGCUCACAGGCUACACUAGCUCCCACAGACACACAUCAGUCUAAGCUAGCUGGUCACACCUCCACACAGCAACGCUAAGCUAGCUUCCUUUGGUUGACACACAUCCAGGCAGGGUACGCCAGCUGUUGACAACUUCAAACAAACACAUGAAAGGACAUGGAAGAGAAAUUUUUAAUGUUCUUAUUUUAGCACAUCAUCGACACAGGGUAAAUAAUAAGAGUGGAGAACACUAUUUAUUUAUGUUUGGGUAAGUCUUUACCCUCCUCUCUCUCGCUCUCUCUCUCCCUCCCUCUCUUUCUCUCUCUCUCUCCCCCUCUCUCUCCCUCUCUCUCUCUAUCACUUUGGAAGGGUUCACAUACAUUAGCGGACACCAAUGCGUAAAGUCCACAUUUUCUAUUGUUUUGUUUUGUUCUCACAUAUCUUGACUUUUAACGUGGAUACAGGGUAUAUAUUUGAACAAAAAUGCAUGUCCCAGAAAUCUGAGCCGAUGUGUACAAAGCACUUUUAAAGCAACCGGGUUCAUCAGUUGAACCGCCAGUGAGGGCACGGUAAACCCUUCCAGACUGUUUCUCUGUCCAGGACUGAAAACAACCUCCCUAAACUCACUGAUGUUCAGGAAGGACAUCCAUUCACUGGGUUGUGCUUAAAAGUGCACAUUUUACACAAAGGCUUUUCACAUCUGGGCAUCAUUGUUGCACUUAGAGUUUACAUUUUGAUGGUUAAAAGGUAAAAAAAUAAUAAUAAAAUCUUAUUUUGAAGACGGAAGGCCCUCCAAUCAAAGCGUCUUUCGCCAAUGUGUGUUCAAGUGAACAUUCAUAUAUAAAUAUUUAUUUGUUAUAGCCAGUUUAAAAAGACUUUCUGUUUUGUAUUAUUAUUAUUUAUCCUUCAUGUAUUUAUAUCGAGAAAAAAUACUGUACUUUUUUAGUAUUUACCUGUUAUGAAAGAAAAAAAAACAACAUUGUGUUUCUUCUUGUCCAUUGUACUGAAGUUACAUUUUUUUAGUUCUUGUAUUUUAGAAGAAAAUAAGUAGUUUUUAUGUUCCUAUAAUGACCCUUGUACAUAAAUGUCUUGGCUUGUACAGGGAAAAAGGCAAGGAUGGGGAUUGUGACCCAGCCGUGCAUAGUCAGAAAAUUUAGACAAACUAUUAGCUGGAAAAAAGAACGAGUCUUUUUGGAGAAAAACAACUUCUUUCUUUGUCCUUUGUAGCUCCUUUUUCUUUCAUUGUUGAGAGAGUUGUCUGUCGAACAAUUCUUUAAUAAAAUGUUAUGUUAUUCAGA
Messenger RNA from Acanthochromis polyacanthus (spiny chromis), 6462 nucleotides. It is a transcript of the gene hoxb3a, whose product is annotated as homeobox B3a. Gene Ontology annotation, cellular component: nucleus. Lineage: Eukaryota; Metazoa; Chordata; Actinopteri; Pomacentridae. The transcript is spliced from 4 exons. The record is from RefSeq and is a predicted model, not a curated record. Bases 2102 to 3547 code for a protein of 481 amino acids. Gene Ontology annotation, molecular function: DNA-binding transcription factor activity, RNA polymerase II-specific; RNA polymerase II cis-regulatory region sequence-specific DNA binding. Gene Ontology annotation, biological process: regulation of transcription by RNA polymerase II.